Messenger RNA from Linum tenue, 1193 nucleotides. The record is from the annotation of a GenBank genome assembly. NCBI's taxonomy places the organism in Eukaryota, Viridiplantae, Streptophyta, Magnoliopsida, Malpighiales, Linaceae.
UCCGUUGCGUCGUCUGUACCAAGGGAGAAGAGGAAGAACAAAACAAACCGAAACAACGAACGAACGAAAACGGAAAGUUUCGGAAAGAAGGAGAAGGCGCGGCCCUUGGAGAUUUCCCGUUCUACUCCGAGAUUGAACCAUGGAAGGCGACGAGGCUCCGCUGCAACGCCAAAGGUCUAUCGUGGCUCCUCUGAUCUUCUCCAUCGUCGUAUUGUUCCAGUUGGCCUCGAGAAGGUUGGAGCUCCUGAAGAGGAACGCCUCUAAGAGCGAGAAGGAAGUUCAACUGCGUGCCGAAAUAAAAAGACUCUACAAAGAGGCCAGCACAUUCUCACAGCCAUCGACGUUUGCUCAAGCGGCCAAACUUAGGAGGUUGGCAGCUGCUAAAGAGAAGGAACUCACAAACUGUAAGGCUACUGGAUCAGUAUUAUCUAUUGCUAAAUGUUAUCUGAGAAACUUGGAAGAUCAUUAUGAUUCUUCAGGCCAUGUACUUGGCUGCUCCAUAGAUCAAGAGUCACAGGGCAAGGAGGUGAAAAUGUCUUAUGAUUUGUACUUAAAGAUUUUGUUUCUCUUAAAGGUUAUUGCGUAUUUUCUUUUCAUUUGUUGGUAUUGGAGGGCUCCAGUUGCAGUAGUGUCUCAGCAACUUGUGCAGCCAUUUGGGAAGCUUCUUUCCUGGACUGCUGGUGACCACUUAACUAACAAUGUUACGGUUGGUGUUAUACCUUGGUUGAUAUUAUCUACCAGGGUCAGUAAAUUCGUUGCUCGGAUCCUUAAGUAGAACAAGUUACUUGAUGAAUACAAGGACAACUGAUCAUACUAUACCUUCGAUUGAAACAAAACAACUGAUUGCACAUCUUGCAUUCUCGUGUAAGCAAACAGGAUGAGGGACUUGGGAGAAGUCUGUUCCCUUGUAUCAGAAUCUAUAAGAGGUCAUUUCUUUCUUUCUUUCUUUUUUUUUUUUUCCUUGAUGAACUUGUAUAUUGAAGUUUUGGUAUAUAGCGAGCCCGCAAUAGUGAUACUUGCGAGACCUUUCUCGGCAUUUUGGCUUAGAUGAAGUGUAGUAUUCUUGCGAGUUUUCCUUUACGGAAGUGCAAACUUCAGGCUAACAAGUAACAACUAUGUACCUUAACGCAAGAUUUUGGCGCUUUUUUCUUUAUUUGGGGAGUGAAAUUAUAACUGUUGCAAUCCUUAGAAAC